Messenger RNA from Neurospora tetraspora, 2628 nucleotides. RefSeq lists its product as uncharacterized. Gene Ontology annotation, biological process: regulation of transcription by RNA polymerase II. The coding region runs from base 1 to 2628 and encodes 875 amino acids. Gene Ontology annotation, cellular component: chromatin. Lineage: Eukaryota; Fungi; Ascomycota; Sordariomycetes; Sordariales; Sordariaceae. The transcript is spliced from 3 exons. Gene Ontology annotation, molecular function: DNA-binding transcription factor activity, RNA polymerase II-specific; RNA polymerase II cis-regulatory region sequence-specific DNA binding. The record is from RefSeq and is a predicted model, not a curated record.
AUGAGUGGACCAGACGCGGAAUCGUCACCGAAGCCUUCGGAGCCUCAACAUGUGGGACCUCAUAGUUCAUCAAAUGACACGCACCCUCCAUCACCAGUCGCGUCGCCACCAGGGACACCGCCGGCAGAAACAAAUGGCGUAGCCACGCCCGUAGCCGCCGCGAGCGGUGUGCCGUCACCCUCUCCGGCUCCCGCCAGUCCGGCCGCCGCCACAACCGGUCCUCCGCCGAGUCCGAGCCCUAUGCGAAGCCCCGGCUCCGAUUAUUCCAACUCUUCGGCUUGGAUCACAACCGAUUCUUCACCGAGUCCGGACCCCACAAGCAGUCCCGGUCCCGGUCCCGGUCCCGUUCCUGGUCCUUCUUCAAACCCAAGGUCCGGAGGAGCCGCGUCUUACUACCCCCAUCCCCGCGCCUAUCCAGCAUCCAGCUAUUCACGACCUCAAGAAGAACAACAACAUGAACAGUCACAAUCGCCAUCGCCGCGGCCAGGUUCCUCCGAAGCCGUCGGCGCCAACUCUAACGCCAAUCAGCUAGUAAUCCCACCAGCCCCACAUGACGGCGGUCCGCCCGGGCCCGGCCCGUCCCAUCCACACCAUUCUCAGGCGAUCCCUACCGGUGCUCCGAGCUACGUAGCACCACCACCUGGCUUCUUAUUCCCUCCAACACCAGGCGGGCCACCCCCCGGCACUGGGCUCUACAUCCUCACCUCCGCUCCUCAUCCCUACCCAGACCCUCCGAUCCGUGUCCCUGUCUAUCCCCCACCUCAGGCCUAUCCCGCGCCUCAGGCUUAUCCUGCUCCUCAUCCUCAUCCCGGUCCUCAUCCCGGUCACCAACCUCAUCCCGCUCAUCACCCCCCACCAGCACCACUAGCACCUCAUCUCCAAGCCCAAGCCCAAGCCGAAGCUCAAGCCGAAGCCCACUACAAGCAGAUUUACGGACCACGAUACGGUCAAGCCCACCCCUCUCAUCAUCCGCCACCCGUCUAUCACCAGGCACCACCGCCGCCGCCACCACCAAUGCCACCACCAGGACAAGUUCCCGAAUUUGACGCCCCCUUUGGUUUCUACCGCUCGCCAGGCAAGGACCCGACAGAACCGCCUAAGCCCAAGUUCUACCCGCCUUCUUCCAGACCGCUGUUUCUGCUGCAGACGGGGCGGCCGGCAAGUAACUGGAAAUCGUCCAAACGAAAUGAGGUUCAAUGGUACGGGCUGGCUCAAGGCAGAAGUGGAGGAGGACAGCAGCAGCAGCAGCAGCAGCAACAACAACAACAGCAACGGCAGCAACGGCAGCCAACACCGGAACCGCCAACACACCGUCACACCCUGCCACAACCAGGACGCAUACCACCACCGGUACAUCCAGACUUACUAGCACAAGCACCCAAAGAAAACCCGCAACCCCGAGGACAACCGCAACCCCAAGGACAACCUCAACCCCAAGGACAACCUCAACCCCAAGGACAACCACAACCCAAAGAAAAACCACAACCUAAAGGAAAGCCAAUCAAGAUCAUCCACCACGAACCCCAACCACGACCAAAACAACUCCAACAACUCCCACCACCAGCCCCCCUACCACCCCAUCUCCAAGCCCUAGCCGAAGCCGAAGCCGCAGCCCAAUACAAGCAGAUCUACGGCACACGCUACUCCCAAUCCGCAGCCCAAGGCAGAGCCCAAGCCCAGGCCCAAGCCCAAGCCCAAGCCGAAGCCCAAUGGAAGCAUAUUUACCGACCACUACCGGCCCUACAACACACCCAAGCCUACGCCCAAAACAACCCACCGCAAGUCUUGGCCCCGGGCCAGGUCCCAGCUCACCAAAUCUACGGACCGCGAUAUGGCCAAAGUGCAGGCUACCACGGGGGACCACCGAACGAGCACCGCCCCUACCGCUGCAAUUUCCUGGAUUGCACGCUGAGUUUUGCUCGUAACCAUGAUCUGAAGAGGCAUAGGAAGGUGCAUUUUCCUGAUAAGCCGUUUGCUUGUGAGAGUUGUGGAAGGAGGUUUGCGAGGCAGGAUGCGCUUAAGAGACACGUUGCACAAACAACAAAAGGCUGUGGCGCCGACAACCCGGUCGAGAUCGGCUCAAGUCCAUCUCCGUCAUCUCCAAGUUCAACGCCAGGGCCCGCCGCUGGCGAUGCCGACAACAACACACCAUCAUUGACCAGGAAUGGCCGAUCCAACAGGACAAGAUCACCAUCGCCAAAGUCCGAGGCCAAGGGAAAGACCGAGUCAAGGCCAGAUGGAAAGCAGGAGCAGCCAAAGGCAAAGGAAGAGCCCGAGUCACCACAAACAACGUCAAAAGGAACUCCAAAGUCGAUGGGUAAUCGGCACGAGCGCGACGAGUCACGGUACGGCAGCGGCGGCAGAAGCGGCGUCAGCGGCAACGGCAACGGCGGUGGUGGCGGCGGAAAGAGCAGCAGAGAAGCAAAGGAAAAGCCACAAGGAAAGACAGAGGGAACUUCAAAGUCGAUGGGUAAUUGGAAGGGGACCAAGUUCGAGCGCAAGCGCGAGUCACGGUACGGCAACGGCGGCGGCGGCGGGAGAGACAGCGGCAGCGGCAAGGGCAGAGUCAGGGGGGGACGCGGCGGCGGACACAGAGGCAGAGGCGGCGGCAGUUCCGAAUGCGAGUAA